AUGCGCCAAUUCGAGAAUGUUUCGAUAUCGCAAUGGGCGAACCCGUAUGCGAGCGGCGGCACCAACACCGGGAAGAACUUCUAUGCUACGGCGACUACACCGAAGCCCCAACAACCCGUCUAUCGUCGAGUAGUCCCACCUACUCCAGUAUUCUCGUAUACGCAAGUAGUUGAUGAGAAGAGCAGCAAUGCCGAACAAGCAGAUCCAGAGAAUGUUCCGGCUGCUCCAGCUGCUCCGGAGGAAACACCAGCAGCAGAUGUCACACCUGAAGAGGCCGCACCACCGGCUACAACAGAAGUACUCCCAGCAGAAGAGCCAUCAGCAGAAGCAGAAGCACCUGCGGCAGCAACCCCAGCAGAACCGACACCAGAAGAUCCAUCAACCCAACCAGCAGAGGCACCAUCAAGUAGUGGGGACGACAUUGUGGCAGCUGAGGUUGUGACGGAAGAUGUCAAAGACGAGCCUCCAGGACCAAGCGAUGCCACGAAUGUUGACGCACUGCCGCCUCCACCACCACCCCCAGCACCGGUAGAUGAACCACCUGCUGAACCCGAAGCAGCAGCACCUCCAGCACCGCCAGCACCAGAAGUUCUGCCAGUACCUCCCAGUGAGCCUGCACCUCCGACACCCCCCGCCCCACCAGCACCACCGGCGGAUGCAACACCGGAGCCAGUAGUCGUGGAGAGUGAGAAAAGUGGUGAGUCCGAGCAGGCCGCUCCAGAGCCUCCGAAAUCCCCAACCUCGAAGUUUGUUCAUUUUGCCUCUGACACCAAAGACCCAGACGCCUCAAGCAUAGGCAAAAAGAAGAAACAGCUGGGGUAUGGUAAAGGCAAGCCCACCGCGUUCAUCCGCCCCAGAAAGCCAUCGACAUCCGUUCCACCUCCUUCGCCACCGAAAGAGGAGAAGAAGAAGGUUUUCGUUCCGAUCGGCAUUAUCAAGAAGGAGCGAAGGGGUUCAUUGCUCUCCGCGUUGGCCAGUGAGAAGGUAAUGACCAGCAAGUCAAGAGGGAAGAAAUCUAGCAACGAUGGCAGCCCACCACCAGGUGAUGACAGGUCGACAGUAAUCGCCGAUGUAGAUGCCCCUUCUUCAGACGUCUCUGAAAGCGUCAUCAUCGAGGAACCUACCGAAGACGCUUCAGGGUCGAUCGUAAGCGAGACAGUACCGCCUCCGCCGCCACCGACCGAUAAUCCACCUGCGGUAGACGAGGCCGCUGUCAGCGAGGACGUAGUGGAGGGACAAGACGAGGCAGUCGCAGACAGUCCUCCAACUGAGGAACCAGCACCUGCCGCCCCCGAGCCAGCAGCUGAAGCCGAGCCAUCACCGGCAGAUGCGUCUGCGGAAACUGCUGAGCCACCACAGCCCGACACUCCUGCUCCUGUCGAAGAAGCUCCAGCUACUGAUGCCACAGCAGAGGAGACUGCCCCAGCCGAUCCAGUCACUGAAGACAACCCUCCCCCUCCAGUCGAGCCGACCGCAGAACCUGCCCCAGAAGCUCCUGCCUCAGAAUCGCCCGCGGAAGCUCCAGCCGAUGAACCACAGCCAUCCAGCGAAGCGGUACCAGAGCAGGAACAAGCUACACCGGAGAGUGCAAAUGCGGUCGAACCUGAAGCAUCAGCUUCAGAGGAGGCGAAGCCAGCCGAGGCAGACGCCUCCGCCGAGGAAGCGGCAGCUCCCGUUGAAGAGCCUGCUGCUGCGGAAGAAGAAGCAGCCCCGCCAGCAGCUGAGGACGAACCUGCAGUUGAGGAAUCUGGUAGCUCAGAAGAGCCGCCGGUGGCUGUGGAGGAUUCUCCUACUGUUGAAGAGACACCUACUGCUGAAGAGACACCCGCUGUCGAAGAACCAGCUCCUACUGCUGAAGAACCAGCUCCUGCUGCCGAAGAAACAGCUCCUGCUGUCGAAGAGGCACCCGCUGUCGAAGAAGCCCCUGCUGUCGAAGAACAUCCGGCCGUUGUGGAUGCAGAGACGCCCGCUACUGAGGAGACACCCGCCGUUGAGGGAACUCCCGCUGCUGAGGAGUUGCCCGAUACCGACGAGACAACAACAGCCGCAACAUCGGCUCCCACCGAGGAAGCACCAACCCCUGAGGAUACUCCAGCCGUAGAAGACGCAGCUGUUGCUGAGGCUGCACCUACUGCCGAGGAAACAACUGAACCCGAAGGAGCACCUCCCGUCGAAGAGACAGCUAGCGCCACCCAAGAAGACUCUAAAGUUGACGCCACGCCCGAGGCACCCGCUAGCGAGGAGACGGCGCCUUCUGAAGACGUCCCAGCCGCCGAAGAUACGCCUGCUGGUGAAGACACUUCGAACGUCGAGAAUUCUUCUCCUAUCGAGGAAGCACCAGGGACAGAGGAUACGCCUGUUGUCGAGGAGCCCACCCAGGUUGAAGCCACCCCCGUUGUCGACGAAACGCCCUGCACCGAGGAACCGCCUAUCGUCGAAGACAUCUCUACUGCCGAGGAGCCAGCUCCGCCGGUGGAACCGCCAGUUGAUGAACAAACACCCGUGGUCGAAGAAGCCUCAGCUGUCGAGCCUGUUCCUACUGAAGUUGCUGAGGAUGUCGCUGAACCAGAGUCAGAAGCAAGCGUUGCUCAAGAAGAGCCAUCACUGGAAGCGGGGCAAGACACCGGAACAUCUAGUCCCGAAGUCGAGGAAGCUCGAGCAUGGACUUCAGCAGCACCGGCAGAUGUCGCUGUCGUGGCUUCGAUACUUGCAGCUGAAGCGAAGGCCAAUGCACCUGCAUCGUCACCUGUUCAAGAUUCUGCUCCAGAAUCUUCUGAUACUGCAGAAGUUCCGGAGUCUGCGCCGGUCCCAUCUAGCGACUCACCGUCAACUGAGAGCGAAGACAAGCCUGAAGGUGCAGAUGUCGAGGCGCCUACAAGUACUGAACCGGUCAUGGAUGUAGCUGAGCCAAACGAGGCUAGCGCUGAUCCCACAGACGAGCCCCAAGCUGACUCUACAGCGGAAGCAUCAGAAGCGACUCACGCACCCGCACCUGCUCCCGCCGACGAAGCUAUCACACCAGCCUCCAGCGAAGGCGACAGUGAGCCGACAGCUGCACAAGACGAGAGCAACAACUCUCCCGAGGAGCCAGAAGCUGCAUCGACACUGGAAGAAGCAGAUACACAAGCGAAUGAAGCCACGCCUGAUGUAACACCAGAGGAGCCUACUACAACGGCACAAGACACUGCUGAUAUGGCACCUAUCGAAGUUGCUACAAUGGAGGCUGAGGCGAGCGACGAGGAACUGCCAACCGCCGACACCAUGCAGGACAUCUCCGACUGGGAGAAAGACGACGAAGACGUUUCUGAUAUGGGCAUCUCGGACUGGGAGAAGGAUGACGAUGCCUCAUCACAACCCGGUGAGAGUGAGACCAAUCCUUCCGAGCAUCAAGACUUCGAUCAAGAGAGUAUCGCACACGACUCGUCGGAGCCUGUACAUGAGGAUGAGAAGUCACCAGACCAGGACACGCCCGAGACUGUAGAGGUCAUUCAGCCGUCUGACACUGCAACCUCUGCCCCGGUUGCCGAUGACGUCGAUGGUGUUGCCGUCGUCUCGGUCGAUGUCAACGAGGAUGAGUCUACCAAGGACGAUACGUCCGCGGCCGUACCAGAGGUCGUCGAACAAAACGAAGCCUCAACCUCUGGAACAUUGCCAGAACCAUCCGAGCCACAAGAGACUGGCGACUCAGCUGAUGCUUCCGCGGAGGAUCAGACGCCUGCGACACGUAUCGAUGAAAGCACUGAAGAGGCACAGCCUGCAGCUGGCGAUGCACUUGCAGCUCAAGAUCCCGCCCCAGAGGUGAGCCCGCCAGCAGCUCCAGAGGAGAAUGCCAUCACCGAUGCAAGCACAGACGCACAAGACGAUGCGAGUGCACGCGAAUCGCCAGUCGACGAGUCGGAGCCAGCGGUGAGUAGCGAGGCUGCCAAGGACAGCGAGCAAGUCAUAGUCUCGGCUACACCCGAUGACGUGGAGAAUCCAGAUUCAUGCACAGCUGAGACUGAACCACCUUUACCCAAACUCGACGACAAUACCGACGAAACAUGCGCAAGCAUCCCAGCUGACGCGACAAGCGAAGUCAGCCCAGACCCUGUCUCGAUAGAGGCUGACGUUGAGACGCCAAUUGAAAUUCCCACGGUCGAAGAAAAGCAGACCGAACACGCCGCGGGCGAUCCAGUUGUUCUUCAAGAUAUUUCCGAACAAAUCGACCAUGAUGUUGUAGCUGCCAACGUUGCGCUAGCUGAAGCCGAGCCCGACUCUGCACCAGACAUGCCGGCCAAGAAGGUGCCGGAAGUGGUCCAUGAGGACGUUGGGCCCGAUGAGGAGCCACAGCAUUCGGAGGUUUCCAGCGGAGCCAACACAGGACCGGAGCCAGACGAUGAACCAGUAGAAGAGCAAGGAUCCGAUGCGGGGAGCGAAUCUGGGUCGGAGUCCGAAGAUGAUGACUGGUCUGGAUCUGAGGUGUCUGCCGCACCUUCUGCCUCUGAAGUUCCCCAGGCCGACGACGCGCCUGACUCAGCACCCGCUGAAGAUGAAACAACGAAUGCCGAAGAGGCUCCGCCGAGUGAGAUCGCUGAUGUCACUGCUGCUGAGCCUGAAGAGCCGGAGGAAGAUCAGUCAAUCCUAGACGACGAUGCCGGCUCUGAUGACGAUGCUGCUUCCGGUCACUCCUCGAAUUCCCAAGAAGAGCCAGACAGUUCCAUGGUUGUGGACGAUGCUGCCGAGCCCGACGAGCCAGAAGCUUCCGAGAGUCCGGAGUCGCCUGCCGAAUCGGCCGCGACUACAGAAGCGCAUCCAGGCCUAUCACUCGAAGUCAAUGUCGCAACCUCUGAGAUCGUCCCGGCGGUGGAGUCUCCAGCAUCAGAAGUAGAAGAUCCGUCUGAUCCUGCGCUCGAAUCAGUCGAGGAGGAGCAAGGAGAAGACGAGAACGAUGUCAGUGCUAUCACUCAAGAAGAGUCUGUGAACGACGAUUCACUAGUUUCGUCACAAGAUUCCGCUGAGCCCGAAGAGGAGCCCGCAGCAGCUACCGAGGUGUCGGAGCCGGCGGAUGCACCCCAACCAGAAGAGGAAGUUCCCCAGGAAGGCGAGGGUGACGAUGCUUCUCAGGUCAGCGAAUCUGGUAGUGAGAGUGAGGCAGGAGAGUCCGUUGCACCGCCGGAAGACCCUGCUGAGGCUGAUGACGACGCUGCGCCUACCACAAUUGAUGGAGAGGAGCUAGACACCGCCGCACCACUUACCGAAGACCCAUCAACGGACGGGGUCGAGAACCAGACAUCUGAAGUGGGAGAUGCAUCGGUGGCUGGUCAAGAGAUGGAAGAGCCUGCUGAACCAGAGACGCCUGAGUCAGUCGCAGCGGAACCGGAGCCGGAAGCGGAAGCUGUUGAGCAAGAUGCGGAUGCAGCUGCAGAUGAGCCAGAGGAGCCGCCGGCUGAGGAGGCUGCGGACCCCGAAGAACCGUUGGCGACGCCAGAUGGAGCAGCCGAUGAGGGUCCUGAUGCUGCCCAAGAAGAAGAAUCUGCUGCGGCUGAUGCUGACCCUUCACUCGUUGAAGAGGCGGAAGAGGCUGAGCCAGCACCACCUGCUGAAGAAUCACCAGAGCCACCUAGUGAGGAUGGUCAAUCAAACGACGGAUCCGGAGCUACAGGAGAAGCAGAGGAGCCGUCAGUGGUUGAGGCCAGCGAAGCGAACGACGACGGUGCUGAAGAUGCUCCACCUGCGUCGGAACCAGUCCCCGAAGAGGACGCACCGCCUGAAGAGGCUGCUGCGGAGGUGGAAGAAGCGCCUGCUGAAGCCGCCGAGCCAGUGGCAGAAGGCGGUGAUGUUGAAGACGCUGCGGCAGACGAAGCCCCGGAAGCAACGAAUGAAGAAGAGUCGGCAUCGUCGCCUGAUGUCGAGCUCGAGGAAGAACAGGUACAAGCACCACCCGAAGCCCCGGAGGAAGAACAGCCUGAACCUGAAUCACCAGCUGCUGUCGAAGAGCCCGAGCCGCCGACUGAACCCGUUCCUGAGGAACCGGAACCACCAGCUGAGGCGACACCAGAACCAACGCAGGAACCCGAGGAACCCGCUUCAGUAGCGGCGGAUGCACCCGCUGAUGAAAUCCCUGAAGACCAGGAUGUGGAGGAGUCGGUACCAGCCCCCGAAGUGGAGGUAGAAGAGGUCGUAGCCGAGGUGGCCAAUGAAGAGAGUCCCGAACCUGAGCAGGCCGAUGACGAUGCUCCGGCAGACCGGUCCCUCGACGUUGACGAAGUUUCAAGCGCACCUUCACCUCUACCCUCUGUAGCUGCUGUUGCUGCGGCUGGGAUUACUGGUGCCGCUGCUGCUGCAUUAAUCGGCCAUGCCGCUGAUGACCGCGCCGACAAGGAACGCGACUUUGCAAUUGAGGACGAACCGUCAGCCGAUACGCCCAGUCGUGAGAAGACCCGUCGCCGACAUUCGCACACCCGUCGUGAAAGCCAGCAUCGGCCAAGCCGCAGACGCGAGAGUGGCGCUAGUAUCAUGGAGCGACCAAUAAUGCCAGCCUCAGCCGUUCCCGAUGCGCCAAGAACAAGGCGUCGCGACAGCAUGACAGAGCGCGAAGCGGCCGAGCGCAGAAGGGCCAAAUUGCGCGAGGUUGAGAUAGCCAGUAGUGGUAGCGACAUACAGAAGGCGUACCCGGAUCCGUACCGCUCGCACUACCGAGAACCCAGGGGUGAGGAGAGAUACAGCAAGCGUCGCCCCGUCGAGGAGGUUGACGAAGAAGCCGAUAGACAGAAGCGACGCGAAGCCCGGCGGGCCGAGAGAGCUGAGAAGGAGCGACUUGCCGCCGCAGACGCAGCCCGCCUAAAGGCAGAAGAGGAGGCGAGAAAGUUGGAGCAUCGGGAACGACGCCGAGCAGUCAGGCGUGCCGAAGAAGAGCUCAUGAGGGCCAUGGAGGAACGCAAGAAGCUCAAAGAAGAGCAAAAGCUCGCCCAGGAAGAAGAGGAGCGACGUAUUCGACAUGAGAAGAGGAGACAACGACAUGAGGCUGAAAAGGAGGCGAAGCGCCUGGAACAGGAGAAGAUUGAGCAGGCGGCGCGCGAAGAAGAAGAGGCCCGGAAACUACGACGUCAGAGGAGGGCGGAGCGGGAAGCAGCCAAAGCAGCUGGCUUGCUAAAACCAAAGGAAGAGCUUAUUGAUGUUUCUCGGGAUGCUGCUCGCCGAGCAGCAGAGGAAGACGACGAUGGCGCUUCACCUCCACCCCCGCUACCACCAGUAGUCGACGACACCCCUCCUCGUAGUGCGCCGCGCAGGCGUUUAAGUACCAAAGAGACUCCACCGAACGUGAAGCGCGGUAGUCUCUUCGGAGGCAUCUUCGGUCGCUCGAAGCCUGACACGACCCCGCCGGCUGCAAGGCCGUCCAGAUCAUCUCGCGCUCGCGCCAACACGCUAGAGGCGACACCUGUCAAGUCAUCGCGAAGGGAACCCGAGGUUGAGCGACCUUCGAGCCGAGAUAUGUCAUCGGACCAGAGCCGAGAGCGUCCAGAGCGUAUGCACCGCAGUAGGCGUCUUUCACAUAGUCAACGUCGCUUCGCUUCUGCAGAGGAAGAGGCCGAUUACUACAGGUGGAAAGAGGAGCGACGCUUCAUGCGUCGUCCUGAACACGAAAUGUCUGGUGGACGGGACGGAGGAGUUUCUCUUCCACCACCGCCUCCGCCGCCCGAGGAUCUCCCGCCGCCACCACCAGAGCCCUUCGAAUACGAGCCAGAGCCGGAACCCAUCGAGACAAUCGAAUCACCGGUAAUCGAGGACGCAGCUGCGGUUGUCGGUGAGAUCUCCAUCUCAGACGAGGAAAGACGCGAGCGUCGCCGAAGCAGGCGUAUGUCCAAACCGGAAGAACGCCCCAAGACACGCCGCAUCUCUGUCGUCGAGAAAGAGAGGCCGUCUGAUCGUCGAGUGCAGUCGGAUCGUCCUCGCGCACGCGACCACGGUGAAGACCGACCCAGGCCCAGGCGCGGCGAGACCGACCGACGCGACAGGAGGAAGAAGAAGGAAGAGUCCAGUGGUCUCAAAGGGCUCUUCGGAGGGUUGAAGAGGCGCAUUACUUGA
This is a messenger RNA of Alternaria ventricosa, 8064 nucleotides long. RefSeq lists its product as uncharacterized. NCBI's taxonomy places the organism in Eukaryota, Fungi, Ascomycota, Dothideomycetes, Pleosporales, Pleosporaceae. The record is from RefSeq and is a predicted model, not a curated record. The coding region runs from base 1 to 8064 and encodes 2687 amino acids. The transcript is spliced from 5 exons.